This is a messenger RNA of Blepharisma stoltei, 888 nucleotides long. NCBI's taxonomy places the organism in Eukaryota, Ciliophora, Heterotrichea, Heterotrichida, Blepharismidae. The record is from the annotation of a GenBank genome assembly.
AUGUUUGCUCCAGGCGGAUUGCCAAUGGCUCCGUUUCGGCCUCCAAGCACAAGCUACAUGCCCCGGCCAGAACUUCCUCCUCAUCUUCAAUCUCUAUUUAAUCCUCGCCCUCCUCUUCCAUUUAUGAAAGUCCCUGUAAAGCCCAAAUGUCGCCCACUAACAGGAAUUGCCGAAUACGUCGAUUUGUUUGAAGAAGGAGACGCUCCUGAACGCUCUGUCCAAGUUUCAUCUCAGCAUCUCAAACAGCUCGAAAAAGAAGCCAGCAUCCAAAAGCAUAAAGAAAAUCAGCAAGAAGAAUUAAAAAAAUACAACCCAAACGAGUACCCUGUCGAUUCCAAUGCUUAUAAAACCCUUUUUGUGUGCAGGCUCAGCUAUGAGACGAAUGAACGCAAGCUUAAACGCGAAUUUGAAGUUUACGGUCCCAUAAGAUCAGUGAGUUUAGUUAAAGAUCGAGAAGGGAAAUCAAGGGGAUAUGCAUUUAUUGAGUACGAAAAUGAAAGCGACUUUAAAACUGCUUAUAAAAAUGCUGAUGGCAGAAAAAUUGACGGCAGAUGUGCACUUGUAGAUUGCGAAAGGGGAAGAACUACUAAGGACUGGAAACCAAGAAGACUAGGUGGAGGGAAAGGAAAUACAAGAGCUACAAGGCCAAAAGGCGAAAAGCCAAGACCUGAUAAUAUUUUUGACGAAAGCAGAGGAUAUAAACCGCAUGGCCAAGAACCCGCAAAACCUUCAUCAAGAUCAAGAUCACCUCGAGAUUCAAGAAAAUAUGAAAAUAGAAAUCGCCCACCCCAGCCUAGAUAUAGAAACAACCCUGAAAAGCCAAGAAGAGAUGAUUAUCGAAGCAGAGAAUAUCGAAGCCAAGACUAUUCAAGAGAUAAUAAAUCUUAG